CUCCCACUAGCACUGCCAACACCCAGCCUGCUGGUACUUGGCCGUAGAAGGAGUCAAUGAGCAGGUUCCCACCUCUGGGAACUCGGGGUCUCUCCAUUGGGUUGUCUGCAUUUAUGACUCAAAGAGGGAUUUAUGACACAUUGGCAGGCCAAGGAGAAACGGUUGGAUUCUCUGGUCUCUCUGGCCACCUGUUAUAGCCCCCAGCUCACUCUUCCUGUCAGUGGUGUGAUGUUUCAGGGGCUUCUCCUGAAGCCCCUUGGGAGGCUGCUGCUUGCUUCAGGCCCCCCACCCACUGCCUGCCUGCUUCAGCCACCCAUAGGAAGCCCUCUCCUCCAUUGACCAAGGAGGCAGCAGAUGUCAUAGAACUGUUGUUCAGGCCACAAGCUCCCCCUAAGUGUGCUCUGUGCCCAGCUCUGAGCUGCGAGGACCUAGAUGGGCCAGGGAGAUGGCUGCCAGGGAAGCUCUCAGGGAGGAAAAAGAAAGACGCACACACAGAUACAUGGACGGCAGUCACAAGACCACUGGCAGAUGAAGCAGCAUCUGGCGAGAGGUAGGCAGGGAAUGGCACAGGUGGCUGCAGUUCCUUGUGCCAGGCACUUUGCACAUAUGGCCACAUGCUCAUUCCACUGGGACAGUGGUUGCUCAAGCCAUAUUUGUCACUUGGUGUGUGGCCUUGGGCAAGUUACUUAAUUUUUCUGAGCGCUGAUUUCCUCACUGUUGAAAUGGCAAUGAGAAAGCAAAGGACGUGGUGUCUGAGGCGGCUGGAGCUCAGGACUGCCUGGGCCACAGUGGGCACAGAGCCAGGUGCCAGGAGACCUUUAGGAAAUAUUUCCUGGCCAAGUGCAAGCCCAAACAGCAUUUCUCAAUCUGCUUUGAUGUUCUCUCCCAGAGGUGGCACUGAACGACGUGAGGCUGUUCUAGAAUAAAGAUACAGCCCCGCUACUGGCCUGCUAAGCUAGCCAACAGAAAGAGCCCCCAGCAGGAAGCAAAGCUUUAAAUGAACAUGUGACCUCUCCGGGCCCCACUGGGACCUGCCACCCACACUCACGUGGUUGGAGCUGUUCAGGGCUGUGGAUCCCAUGUGGACUGGAUGCCCAGUGUGACAUAUACUGAGGGCCUUUGUGCUCUCGGCUUGGAGUGGUCAGGGAAGGCCUCCAGGAGGAAGAGACAGCCCACUGCCCCGAGCAGCAUGGCGCCUGCAGCUGCCUCUGGACGGAGGGACGGGAAGUGGCCAGAAGGGGAAGUGUGAGGAGUUCCCGUCCAGCCUGUCAUCAGUCUCCCCAGGUCUUGAAGCAGCAGCCCUGCCCGUGGCUGUGGCCAUGGAGCCCCUGGAGACCCCCGUCAAGGACGGCAUCCUCUACCAGCAGCAUGUCAAGUUUGGCAAGAAGUGCUGGCGGAAGGUGUGGGCUCUGCUGUAUGCAGGAGGUCCAUCAGGCGUGGCACGGCUGGAGAGCUGGGAGGUCCGGGAUGGUGGCCUGGGAGCAGCGGGUGACAGGUCGGCGGGGCCUGGCCGGCGAGGGGAGCGACGGGUCAUCCGCCUGGCUGACUGUGUGUCCGUGCUGCCGGCCGACGGCGAGAGCUGCCCCCGGGACACUGGUGCCUUCCUGCUCACCACCACCGAGCGAAGCCACCUACUAGCUGCACAGCACCGCCAGGCCUGGAUGGGCCCCAUCUGCCAGCUGGCCUUCCCGAGCACAGGGGAGGCCUCCUCAGGAUCCACAGAUGUCCUGUCUCCCAAGAGGGGCCUGGUCCCCAUGGAGGAAAACUCCAUUUACUCUUCCUGGCAGGAAGUGGGCAAGUUUUCCGUGGUGGUGCAGAGGACUGAGGCUGCUGCCCGCUGCCAGCUGAAGGGGCCAGCCCUGCUGGUGCUGGGCCCAGAUGCCAUCCAGCUGAGGGAGGCCAAGGGCGCCCAGGCCCUCUAUAGCUGGCCCUACCACUUCCUGCGCAAGUUCGGCUGUGACAAGGGCGUGUUCUCCUUUGAGGCCGGCCGUCGCUGCGACUCGGGUGAGGGCCUCUUCGCCUUCAGCAGCCCCUGUGCCCUUGACCUGUGCGGGGCCGUGGCUGGGGCCAUUGCCCGCCAGCGGGAGCGGCUGCCAGAGCUGGCCAGGUCCCGGCCCUGCCCCUUGCCACGGGCCACCUCUCUGCCCUCACUGGAUGCCCCUGGAGAGCUGCAGGAGAUGCCACCAGGGCCCGAGCCACCCACCUCCAGGAGGGUGCGCCUGGCCGAGCCUGGGCCGCAGAGCCUGCCACUACUGCUAGGCCCAGAGCCCAACGAUCCGGUGUCCGGGCUCUAUGCCUCGGUGUGCAAGCGUGCCAGUGGGUCCCCAGGCACCGAGCACCUCUACGAGAACCUGUGUGUGUUGGAGACCAGUCCCACGCUGCAUGGCGGGGGACCUGAGACCCACGAGGGCCCAGGCGGCCGCAGCCCCACGGCCAGCCGCAGCCCAACAGCCAGCCCCAUCUACCACAAUGGUGAGGACUUGAGCUGGCCUGGCCCCGCCCACGACAGCACCCUGGAGGCCCAGUACCGGCGGCUGCUAGAGCUGGAGCUGGAUGAGGCGGGGAGCACAGGCAGCCCUGGUUCUCAGGCAGGCUUCAAGGCCAAGUUGGUGACACUGCUGAGUCGCGAGCGGAGGAAGGGCCCUGCCCCCUGUGACCGGCCCUGAACACCCAGCAGAGUGGUGGCCAGAGGGGAGAGGUGCUCCCCCUGGGACAGGAGGAUGGGCUAUGGGCAAACAGGGGGCCCCUGCAGACACACGCCUGUGUCCACCCUGGCCUGCACGGACAAGGCAGACCACAUGUGGAGGACCUCAGCCCUGCCCUGCCCUGCGCAUGUAUGGUGUGCGGACUUGCAGACAAUAAAGCUCAGAGCAGCUCCCGGUAGGGGCACUCACAGCACACACCCCCAUUGGCCAUCACUGCAGUCAACACCAGCACCCUGGGCUGAUUCCAGGGACACAGAUGACCUGGCCUGACCUGCCACCCAUGGGCUCAAAUCCACUGCAGCAGAUGGACAAGAUGCAGAUCGUUAGGGCUCCACGUAGCCCUGCACAUCCAGAGUCGCACAAAGAGGCAGGCGGAGGGAGAGAAUCAUGAGGCUUGCUUGUCAGACUCAGGAAUGAGCAACGUGAGGGCCCAACUGGAGACCCGGAGGCUGGAGCUGGGGAGGAGCCAAUGGGGGCGGGGAGCAGGUGGAAAGGAUUUCAGAGACACGCUCGCCCAAAACGCUUGUUCCCUGAUGAAACUUCAACCAUUUGCAGAUACUUCUGGGAACCCCAGGCCUCAGUCUCCUCAUCUGUAAUGGAGAGAGAACAAAUGACUUACUAGGCAUAUUCCUUGAUGAGAGUUUUGCUGCGUGCCUACUCAGUGCCAGGCACUGGGGGACACGGCCGUGUUCAGGACAGCUUCAGUCCUGUUCUCCAGGAGCCAACAUUCCAGGUGGAGAGAAGUUUCCUGAAGACUGAAUGCUGCGUUCCCUUCUCUGCUCCUGUUGCCAUCCUAGGAGCCAGCCACGCUCACAAGCACCGUGCCUCCAGGGGUCUGGCUGCUUGGCCCUCACCACAACUCCACCUCAGCUGCCCACACCCUUGGCACAUCCUGGACCGCAUCUUCAUGACGGACACACCGUUUUUGCUCUCUCCUGUCCAAGCCUCAUCCUCCGGCCACCUCCUCCUUCCAGCUCACUUCCUCUAGCACGGCCAAUACCACCCCUGCCCAGCAUGUCGACCUGCAGGGACCCUUUUCUGGCUCUUUGAAGCCUCUGCCCACUGUCCCCUCUUUGUUCCACAUAGCUUCUGUGUCCACCAUGGAGUCCCUUCCCCUCUCCCUCUCUCCUUUCAUCCUAUUGGUCUGGCAAAGCCAUGGUCUUUGGGUGAACCCAGACCUCCUCUGUGCCUGCACACAGCUGCCCACAGCCAGAGAAAUCCAUUUAAGCUGGCUGCCUGCAUCCUCCUUAACAAUGCAAGGCAGGUGUUCCCUACCACCGAUACUCUGUUCCCUAGAGGGGCAGCUUUUCUCCUCCCCAGAACCUCCUCUCUGUCUCCACCCAGUGUCUCCUCACAGGCAUAUUGGGGAAACAGGUCAGUCUCCCCCAGCGUGUCUGCAAGUGUUCCAGCAUCCAUCCGUCUUCUCCUUCCUGCCUCUACAGUAGAAGAAAUGUCUGUCUCCAGCAUAUGCUCUGAUCCCAGCUCCUCUCACCUCAGAGUUUGGAAAACUGAGCUGUCCCCACUGUCUCCUGGACCCAUUCAACCUAGCAGCAGCAGCUCUUCCAGCCACACACGAACAUGCUCUGUAAUUUCCCAUCUUAAACCUUCCUUUGACCUCACAUUCCCCUUCAGCCACCCCCCGUUUCUCUGUUCCUCUUCACAGCAAAAACUCUUCAAAAGAGUUGAUUACUUUCAUUUCCACUUUCUCACCCACAUUCUCCCCUUAAUUAACUCUCCUUCAUCCCCAUGAUGCUAUUAUGCGGCUCUUAUCUGAGUCACCAACUUUAUUCUCCAAAAGCAACAAGGCCUUCGACUUCUCAGCAGCAUUCAACUCUGGUUCUGGAAACACCCCCAUUGCCUGGUUUUCCUCCUACCUCACAGUUCUUUCCUUCCCAGCCUCUACUGCCAUCUUUUUUGAGUUCUUCCCAGGGCUCUAGGCUCAAUACAGUGUAGCUCAACCCCGGAUACAUAAAGAAUCCCCUGGAAGCCCUUAAAAAUGUCCAUGCAUGUCCUGUGAGUGACCUACCAAGAGAAUAAAAGAUUUAAAAAAUCAAA
This is a messenger RNA of Cebus imitator (Panamanian white-faced capuchin), 4760 nucleotides long. It is a transcript of the gene DOK3, whose product is annotated as docking protein 3. Gene Ontology annotation, biological process: cell surface receptor protein tyrosine kinase signaling pathway; positive regulation of MAPK cascade. The coding region runs from base 1320 to 2666 and encodes 448 amino acids. The record is from RefSeq and is a predicted model, not a curated record. The transcript is spliced from 6 exons. NCBI's taxonomy places the organism in Eukaryota, Metazoa, Chordata, Mammalia, Primates, Cebidae. Gene Ontology annotation, cellular component: cytoplasm.